GUUAGUAACAUUAGAGCUAUUGGCAGCUCAAGGACCAGUAUAUCUAUCGACUCUAGUUUAAGCCAUCUACCUGUAAGAUAUGCCAACCAGAUACUAGCUGACUCAUGCUAUAUCUCACCCCUACGAAUGAUUAGUAAAGUAGUCCAACGCCUAAUGGGAGUGCUUUCCUGUGUUGAUCAGACUGUAAUACUAUUCAGUGGUUUUAUCCAAUCGGCCACACAAUAACAUGUAUCGAUUAACUACACUAGAAUUAAUGUUCAGUUAUAGUUAGUCAGUCGCAAAGCACACAUCUGGUAUCUUAAACUGCUUGCAAAUGAAUACUGAUUUCUGGUUAAUUCUUUAUCUGUGUUGGAGUGUAUCUCAGUUAGUAGAAUGUAAUGGUAAGUAUUUCUUUCACUGGUUUUUAUAAAUAGAAGUAUGAAAGCUUAUUAAAUCUUAUGAUAGGCAAGGCCAAGAAUGUUUUACGUGUAGCAGGCAAAGCAACCUUUCCCUUCUUUACGGUUUCUACUGAAAGUCAUAACAAAUCUGUAAAAUUUGGUGGUUUAAUAGGAAAUCUCGUAACUGCGGUAACAACUCAAUUGCAACUCCGUGCCGAAUUCAUUGAAAGCGAAUCAUUAUCGAAACGUUUAGAUAAUGGAAGUUGGACAGGAAGAGUUGGAAAAAUCCAGAAGAAUGAAGCUGACCUCAUGUUUACCAUUAUGAAAGCGGAAGAAAUGGAAAUCAUCGAUUACACCGAUCCUUUUUUGUUCGAUGAAGCGCGAUUUUUAGUAAAAAAACCGGAGGAAGCAUCUAAAAUGUUUAUCAUCAGUCGACCAUUUAAUUAUCGAUUGUGGAUAGCCACCUUUGUCACCCUGAUCUUGGGCAUACCUAUUCUUUAUUUUCUAUUAAAAGCAGAAUGGAAACUGAAAUCAAUAAAACUGCGACGCGGAUGGAAAAGAAUUGCUUGGAUGCUUUUUGUUGGAUUCGCUAAUCAAGGUGACAGUCUAAUAGAUAACAUUGGGCAUAAAGUUCGUUGGAUGCUGUCUGCGUGGUUGCUGACGUGUACUAUUCUCGUAGCUUGUUAUGCUGGAAAUUUAGCAUCGUACAUGACCUUUCCCGGUUUCCAACAUGUUCCAAACACCAUACCGCAAUUGCAAGAAGCUGUAGCCGCUGGAGAAUAUUAUAUAGUAGUAAAGGAAAAAAGUAGCAUAACACAAAGUAUAGAGAAUUCAAACUCAACAUUAAUGAAGCUUUUUGCUCAAUCCGUGAGAAAUCGAAAUGGCUUGAUAAAAGAUAUGGGUCAAUGCUUUUAUCGUACAGCCCAGGAUCGUUGCGCUUUUAUUAAUUACGAGAUAGUUUUUGAUUUGAUGACACCGAAAAAUUUAAUUGGAAAAUUUAUGAUAUCCAAUGAUCAAUUUCUUACCAUUAGCGUAGCAUUUGCAGUAAGGAAGGACUUUCCGUUGAAGAAAGAAGUCGAUAGAAUAACAUCUGCCGCUGUAGAGAGUGGGUUACUGAUAAAAUGGAAGAAAAACAUCAUUGAUAAACUGCCUAAGAAGGAAAAGGAUUUGAAUACAAUUAGACCACUUAACCUUUUAGAUUUACAAGGAGGUUUCAUCCUCCUCUUUUUGGGUUAUGCUAUAGGAAUUGUAUGUUUAAUUAUUGAGUUAAUAAUCGAUUUUUUCCUAAGAUGUAGAAAGAAAAAGAAAGUUAAAGUUAUCCCUUUCUCACAUUACGAACGAAUUUAUUACUAAUUGAA
Molecule: messenger RNA, 1735 nt
Organism: Centruroides sculpturatus (bark scorpion)
Lineage: Eukaryota; Metazoa; Arthropoda; Arachnida; Scorpiones; Buthidae
Product: glutamate receptor ionotropic, delta-1-like
Exons: 9
Coding region: 438-1730 (430 amino acids)
Cellular component (GO): membrane
Molecular function (GO): glutamate-gated receptor activity
Source: RefSeq, a predicted model, not a curated record